Molecule: messenger RNA, 3796 nt
Organism: Pundamilia nyererei
Lineage: Eukaryota; Metazoa; Chordata; Actinopteri; Cichliformes; Cichlidae
Gene: fnbp1b
Product: formin binding protein 1b
Exons: 18
Coding region: 488-2494 (668 amino acids)
Biological process (GO): signal transduction
Molecular function (GO): protein binding
Source: RefSeq, a predicted model, not a curated record
GAAACCCUCUGGGACUAUUCAAUGCAACAUCUGCCAAGGGUGGCGACCCCUUUCACACCACUCCCCUGCGUUCAUAUAGCAUUUCUAAACGGACUUUUCGCCAGUGCAAUGACACAGCGAGGAGAGUGAGCGAGCAGAGAUAUCGGUAAAGGCUUUAUUGGACAACCCCGCAGUGACACCCCCCACCAGGCUUUUUUUUCUUCUCGGCUGUGCGCGCGCAGGAGCAGCUGUCAUUGGCGCUUGUGCCCGCGCGCUGCAUUUAGCGAGACUACCCUGUUUGAAGAUUAUGCUGCAGCUCUUGGCCAUCUUGUGUCAGACAGGAUGAGAGUGUGAAAAAAACACCUACAAGGAGAGGAGCGUUUUUUUUCUUCUCAACGUUGACAGGCGAAUACCACAGAGGCAAAAAUCACGUCUGCUAUCGGCGCUGUGUGUGUUGGAAAGACCUCGUACGAGCUGUGGAUUAUUCCUAGGACAUCACACUGAAACCAUGAGCUGGGGGACAGAGCUAUGGGAUCAGUUUGACAACUUGGAAAAACAUACACAGUGGGGGAUCGAGUUUGUGGAAAAGUACACCAAAUUUGUCAAGGAGAGAUCAGAAAUUGAAACCAACUAUGCAAAACAGAUUAGGAAUCUAUCAAAGAAAUAUCAGCCCAAGAAGAACUCCAAAGAAGAAGAAGAGAGCAAGUACACCUUCUGUCGAGCCUUCCUAACAACACUGAACGAGUUAAAUGAUUACGCAGGUCAACACGAAGUUAUUUCUGAGAACCUGACAUCUCUUAUCAUCACCGAACUUGCGCGCUACCUACAAGAACUCAAGACUGAGAGAAAAUCGCACUUCCAUGAUGGGCGUAAGGCACAGCAGCACAUUGAAAGCUCGUGGAAACAGCUGGAAGCGAGUAAAAAACGGUUUGAGAGGGAGUGUAAAGAGGCAGAAAGAGCACAGCAGUACUUUGAGAAGAUGGAUGCUGACAUUAACGUGACUAAGGCUGACGUGGAAAAGCGAAGUUUCCAUAAGGCACGACAGCAAGCUCAGAUGAGGCACCAGAUGGCUAGUGACAGUAAGAGCGAAUACGCCGCCUACCUGGAGAAGUUCAACAAGGAACAGAAUGAACAUUACUAUACAAUUAUUCCCAACAUAUUCCAGAAACUUCAAGACAUGGAGGAGAAAAGAAUUGAGAGGAUAUCAGUGUGCAUGAAGACAUUUGCAGACGUGGAUCGCCAGGUGCUGCCCAUUGUGGGAAAAUGUUUAGAUGGCAUGACAAAUGCUGCCGAGUCCAUUGAGCCCAAGGCUGACUCUAAGCAGGUGGUGGAGUCCUUCAAGUCUGGUUUCGAGCCCCCAGGAGAUGUAGAGUUUGAGGACUAUGGCCAGGCCAUGAAGAGGACAGUAUCUGAAACCAGCCUGUCCAACACCAAAGAGAGCAAAGAGAAGCCUGGUGUCAAGGCCAAAAGCAAACUGUGGCCUUUCAUUAAGAACAAGAACAAGCUUAUGUCCCUGUUAACGUCCCCCCACCAGCCCCCACCUGCCCCCCCAGCCUCAUCCCCACCCUCACCCUCUGCUGUUCCCAACGACCCCCAGUCUCCCAAGCAGCACAAGGAGCCCCUCUCCCACCGCCUCAACGACUUCAUGGCCUCCAAACCCAAAAUGCACUGCCUCCGGAGCCUGAGGCGAGGGCAACAAUCUCCGCGCUCUCUCAUUUAUCACAAAGAGCUAAUGAAGAGGACUCUGGGCAGACCCACGUAUGCUUUUGAAGCAAGGCAAUAUGUUCUUUCUCUCAAGCUGGGUUCUGCACCGGAGGACUUCAGUCACCUGCCGCCAGAGCAGAGGAGGAAGAAGCUGCAGGGCAAGAUCGAUGAGCUGAGUAAAGACAUACAAAAAGAAAUGGACCAGAGAGAUGCUUUGACUAAGAUGAAAGACGUGUAUAUAAAGAACCCUCAGAUGGGAGACCCGGCCAGUGUGGACCCCCGGCUAACAGAAAUAGGUCAAAACAUUGAGAAGCUCCAGUCUGAAGUACAGAAAUUUGAGGGCUGGUUAGCAGAGGUGGAGGAGAGGAUGCCGUCUAAGAGUGAUUCACACCGGAAAAGCGGACUCUAUGAGACCCAGAAUAGCACAACAGUGAGCAACAACUGUGCACAGGACAGAGAGAGGCCCCUGAGCAGCCCGGAUGGCAGCUACACAGAGGAGCAGAAUUCAGAGGUUCAGGUCAAAGCCCAACCCAUCCCCACCCCAACCACCACGACGGAGUUCGAUGACGAGUUUGAUGAUGAGGAGGUCCUGCCUACCAUCGGCACCUGCAAAGCCUUGUAUCCCUUCGAAGGUCACAAUGAGGGCACCAUCUCCGUGGCUGAGGGUGAGCUGUUGUACGUCAUAGAAGAAGACAAAGGAGAUGGCUGGACACGCGUGCGGAGGAACGAGGAUGAGGAGGGAUACGUGCCCACAUCCUACGUUGAAGUGUUUUUGGAAACGAAUGCCAAAGGUGCUAUGACAUACAUUUAACUCAGCAAGUUCUUGCUAUGACAGUUUUUGUUACUCUGUAUUCCAUUCACGUGCUGAACGAGUGGGGCAAGUUACAGAGAUUAUAGAUGCUAGUUCAGACACACACACACACACAGACACUUCACACCGCUCCACAAAGAAGGAGCAAUCGGAUUUGUCCAUUGUGCCUCAUAACAGUAGGAAAAGUUGUUUCUGGUAGCGUGAGCUGUGCCAAUCAGAUAUCAUGUCUAAGAAGUGUUUGAGGUGAAGCCUCUCUUAUUCACGGCAGUGCCACCUAGUGGUCAUUGAAAAUAAAACAUGGCACACUCAAAGCUCAUGAUGGCGCAAAUCAGCACCUAACAGUGAUCACCUGUAUAUUUGAGACAUUCAGUAUUUGAUUUUCUUUUAGGUUUUAAAAUGUUGAAUAACAAUAUUCUACUCAAAUAAAAACACUGUUAAUUAAGACUUUGAGCCAGAACUGUGGCCAAAGCUGAAUCUGUGUGGUGAUAAAUCAGCUGAGUGAAUGUAAGCACCAUGUGAAGAGGCAGUGACCAUCAACUCAAAGUUACAUUUUUAGACGUUAUUGUGUUUUGGUCACUUGACGUACCUAAAAAGAAAGAAUGCUCAAUGUGCAAUCAAGCAAAUGUAAUUUAAAUCAGCUGUACAGUAUGAAGACAUAUCAAGAGAUAUUUUUGUAGGUUAAACUAGAUUAAAAAUCAUGCUGCUGCCUCUCAAGUGUUGCAUGCUCUAGAUAAAUUACAGUGUUGUUACAACAAGAACAAGUUAUUUUCCCCUGUAAGGGGUCAUUUUUUUUAAAUAUUGUCCAGUUUAAUAACAUUAAUAGCCGCCUUAUAAUGUUUCCUUUUUCUAAAUUCACCUUUUGAUAAUGACAGUGUUGGGCUGUUCUGGUCCUUUUUUGCAGGCCAGUGGUAAAAGAAUAAAGGACUGAAGUAUUAGCUGAAGUAAACUAUGUAUGGUGAGGCUGAGCUGGGAUAUGGAGCUGGUCAUGACUCUAAAGCUUUGUGGUUUGUUUGCAUCGGUCUCUGAAGUGUUUACACUAAAAGCAUGGUGUGUGUAGCCUCUAGGUCGUUUCACUGCUCUGUUACUCUUUUCCAAGAUCAGGGCUCUCUCAAAAAUCAUACCAGAGCCUUUGUUUAACUCUCACUCUUUUAAAGACACAACUCACCUCAAAAUAGAAUUUACACAUUUUCCCUCUGGCCUCUAGUGCUAUUUUCUUACUGUGCAACUACAUCCACUAACUGUAAAAACCAUGCAGCUAGCUAACAUUAGCAGAGGGGGGCACCAUUGAUGUAAAUGGUAAAU